Indicator indicator is the source of this 3630-nucleotide messenger RNA. It is a transcript of the gene FMN1, whose product is annotated as formin 1. Gene Ontology annotation, cellular component: endoplasmic reticulum membrane; actin filament; nucleus. NCBI's taxonomy places the organism in Eukaryota, Metazoa, Chordata, Aves, Piciformes, Indicatoridae. The transcript has 17 exons. The record is from RefSeq and is a predicted model, not a curated record. Gene Ontology annotation, biological process: actin nucleation. Gene Ontology annotation, molecular function: microtubule binding. The coding region runs from base 1 to 3630 and encodes 1209 amino acids.
AUGGAAGGAGGAAAUGGGGUGCCCGAGUGUAGUGAGCUUGCAGAGCUGGAGAACGCAGCAGCAGACGAACCUGAGCUUUUCACUACUUUUUCCGUGAAAACGCUUCUCGGAUUUACAGCUAAACUUGACUCUGCGGCUUCCAGAGAAGAAACAACAGUGCUUAAAGCAUUCCAACCUUUGCACCCCAGUGUAAACAACCCUGCUAACACCUGGCAUGUGAGGAAUGAUGAUGGUUGUAGCGACGGCUCAGGAGAUCAGCACGCCGUGAACAGUGCCAGUGGCCAAGCUGACCCAGUGGCUGGCAGGCAAACCGGCCUGGAACUGGACUUAGCUGAACAAAAUGAAUUGCUUCUUCACCACCUGAGGCUGGUACAGGCUUCUUUGUCUGAAUCUGACAACGACGACAAGGAUGCUAUUCUUGUGCAGGGGACUUUGGUUCAUACAACAAGUGACACAGAGUCAGAUGUGGAGAGUAAGGACUUGGAGACCGAUGCAGACUGUGCGAGCGAGUCGGGGCUCAGCAGCGCUGCUGUGUCUGCUGAGGCUUUGGGUGAUAACAAUCGACACAAGGAAGAGUCAGAAUCAGAAGGGCACAGCAGCAGCGAUGACGCUGUGGGUACGGAUGACAUUGAGUUACACCCAGCACUUUCUAAGCAGCUCUCCAAAGAGCUGGAUGAUGUUCUGGAGCAUGACUCCUGUGGAAAAGACAGGCUAUUAAUGGAUGAGCAGUUCAGUCGCUCGCUUGCUACAGGGGAAUGCCCUCCAGAACUUCUGCCUGAAGAACAAAGACCUUCAGCUGAUCAUACGUUGCUCCCCAAAACAGCGCUGGCUGAAAAGACUUUCCAGCUGCCUGCUUUCUUCAGUGGGCUGCGUGUGAGGAAAAAGGGACUACCCACGGAGCAUGGGGAAACUGUGACAGAAAUCAAACCACGGGAGAAUGAUUUAGCUCUGCUUAAAUUACGCCAGCCGGUGAAGAAAUCCAGCAUCACCUCAGGUCUGACCACCAGGAGAAAAUCAGCUGAGCCUAAAGCAAGUCCUACCUUCCUGGAACAGCUCUCACACUUGUUAAACAUAGACGUCUCCAAGAAUGAAAACAGAGCUGAGGGCUCUGCUGAGGGGUCUGCUGGGGAGACUGAGGACAACGAUGAAGCUCAGGAGAACAAAGCCUCCAGCAAAACAGAGCCAGGGUUUCCCUCUGAGGAAGUGAAGUCAAGCCCUGCGGAAUCUGCGUUGGAGGUCUUCAAAGCUUUAUUCACACGGCCUCCUAAGAAGGAGUCCACUGCGGAUACUUCGGAGCUGGAAGCCAUAAAGCGCAAAAUGAGAAAUGAAAAAGAGUACUUGAAAGCUGUCUUUGAAAGGUCAAAAUCAAAACCUGGGGAUGGACCAGCAGACAAAUCUCCUGACCUGAGUCCCUCAGAGCAAGAUGACAAGACUCCAGGGAGACUCCAAACUGUCUGGCCACCACCAAAAGCAGAGCAUGAAGAAGUAAAAGUAGGAUUAAAGUACACAGAAGCAGAGUACCAAGCUGCCAUUUUGCAUUUAAAGAGAGAGCACAAAGAAGAAAUUGAAACAUUAAAGUCUCAGUUUGAGCUCAAGGUCUUCCAUAUCCGUGGAGAACAUGCUGUAUCCACUGCUCAGCUGGAGGAAGCCAUUGCACAGCUGAGGAAUGAGCUGGACAAUAAACUGAAGAGAAGGAAUGAGAAAGCAAAGGACAUUGCUGUUUCUACUGAGGAUGAGAACCCCCCAAAGACCUUCCGCACCGUCUGCAUCCAGACUGACAGAGAGACCUUCAUAAAGCCCAGUGAAGAGGAGAGCAGAACUGUCAAAAAUAACCAAAUAGUACCCAAAAAGCUCAACAUUUCUUCUUUGUCACACAAUACUUCUGCCCAAAGUGAAAAUAAGGACAGUUACAAUGCACAGUCUCCAGAAAGUGUCUUAAGUUCUCAAACAAAACAAAUGCUGCCCCCUCCUCCUCCUCCUCCUCCACCCCCUCCUCCCCUUCCUGAUUCUUCACUCCCAGGUCAAGUUCCUCCUCCACCACCACCUUUGCCAGCAGGUCCAACCUCAGUGACAUCUCAGCUCGGCUCUGGUCCCCCCUUGCCCCCUCCUCUACCUGAAGGCUGUAGGCAUUUCCAAGCGCCGCUGCCUCCGCCACCGCCCCUGCCAGGCCUGGGCCCUCCUCCUCCUCCUCCUCCACCACCUGGAUCUGGGUUACCUCCCCCACCUCCCCCUCUUGGGCCUGGGUUCUUUCUCGGUAGCACUUUAUCUUCACCCCAAGGUCCUCGCAAGCCUGCCGUUGAGCCCGGCCGCCCCAUGAAGCCUCUCUACUGGACACGGAUACAAUUACAGGAGAGCAGGAAAACUGCCAUGCCAACCUUGUGGGAAUCACUAGAAGAACCUGAUAUACUUGAUACUACUGAGUUUGAAUAUUUAUUCUCCAAAGACACCACUCAGGAAAAAAGAAAGCCAUUAUCAGAGACUUAUGAAAAAAAAACCAAAGCCAAAAAGAUUAUCAAACUCUUGGAUGGAAAGCGGUCUCAAACUGUAGGGAUUUUAAUAUCCAGUUUGCACCUGGAGAUGAAGGAUAUUCAACAAGCUAUCCUGUGUGUUGAUGACUCCGUAGUAGAUCUGGAAACACUGGAAGCACUGUAUGAAAAUAGAGCACAAAAGGAUGAACUGGAGAAAAUCAAGCAAUAUUAUCAGACUUCAAAAGAGGAGGAAUUGAAGCUACUGGAUAAACCAGAACAAUUUUUAUAUGAGCUGUCUCAGAUCCCAAACUUCCCAGAACGAGCUCAGUGUAUCAUCUUCCAGUCGGUGUUCUCCGAAGGGAUCACAUCAGUGCGCCGCAAAGUCGAUACCGUAACGCGCGUCUCCAAGGCCUUGCUGAACAUGACAAGUGUAAAGGAAAUUUUAGGACUGAUUCUGGCUUUUGGCAAUUACAUGAAUGGUGGAAACAGGACCCGAGGUCAAGCUGAUGGAUUUGGUUUGGAAAUCCUCCCCAAACUAAAGGAUGUCAAAAGCAGAGACAGUGGUAUUAAUCUCGUGGAUUAUGUUGUCAUCUAUUACCUCCGCCACUGUGACAAGGAAGCGGGAACAGACAAGAGUAUAUUCCCUUUACCAGAACCACAGGAUUUUUUCCAGGCCUCCCAAGUGAAGUUUGAAGACCUAAUAAAAGACUUAAGGAAACUGAAGAGAGAUCUAGAAGCCUCUGAAAAGCAGAUGAAGUUAGUUUGCAGAGAGUCUUCUGAAGAGCAUCUGCAGCCUUUCAAGGGGAAAUUAGAAGAUUUCUUCCACAAAGCUAAAGAAGAACAUAAAAAAGAAGAGAGCAGUUUGGAAAAUGCACAAAAGUGCUUUGAAGAAACUGUGGGGUACUUUGGGAUCAAGCCAAAGCCUGGUGAGAAGGAGGUCACACCCAACUACAUGUUCACCGUGUGGUAUGAAUUCUGCAGCGACUUCAAGACCAUUUGGAAACGGGAGAGCAAAAGCAUUUCCAAGGAAAGAAUUAAAGUGGCUCAGCAAUCAGUAAGCAAGUUAACUGCGGAGAAGAAAGUUGAAACGAAGAAAAUCAACCCCACAGCUAGCCUGAAAGAAAGGCUCCGUCAGAAGGAAGCCAACGUGACUGCCAACUGA